CGGCCCCGCCCCCUGUGCGCGAGACGCCGGGCCCGCUCCGUAGCUCCUGCGGCGGGAGGCAACGGGGCCGCGCAUGCGUCUCUGCGUGAGCGCGGCGCUUCCGGCCCGGGUGAGCGGCGUGGAGCGGAGCGGGGCCAUGGUGCUGCUGGAGAGCGAGCAGUUCCUGACAGAGCUGACGAGACUCUUCCAGAAGUGCAGGACUUCGGGGAGCGUUUUCAUAACGCUGAAGAAAUAUGAUGGUCGAACAAAACCAGUUCCACGCAAAGGCCACGUUGAAAGUUUUGAGCCAGCAGACAAUAAGUGUCUUCUAAGAGCAACUGAUGGAAAGAAGAAAAUCAGCACGGUGGUGAGCUCAAAGGAAGUAAAUAAAUUCCAGAUGGCAUAUUCUAAUUUGCUGAGAGCUAACAUGGAUGGCUUGAAGAAAAAGGACAAGAAAAGCAAAAACAAGAAGAGUAAAGCAACACAGUGAUGGACAGUGUCCUACCGUCACUGUAAUAGACUUGACCCUUGCUCAAAGCAAAGUCCAUUUCUUCUUGAGUUACCACUUGUCUUUGGCUUUUCUUUUCCAGCAGGAUACUGGGAUGUGAUCAGUACUUUUGUUUUAAUUGAAAGCAGAAGGUGCUUUCUGUGGAUUGUUGUAUGGCAGGAGUAUUUACAAGAUUUUACCAAAAUAGCUUUAUACUCAUCUGCCAACUAGUUUUGUACUUAUACUGCUGUAUGUUUUGUAUAAUACAAGUGGGCAGUGUAAAACCCAUCUGGGGAAUAAUGCAGGGUGAAGAGUAAUGCAGUGCACCAUGAGCAAAGUGAGACUGGAACAGGAGUCUUGGUGAUAGAUGCCCAGUUUUAUAGAUAAGCCACAGUAGUACUAGGGAAAGUGGGUGCCAAUGUAUUACCAGGAUCAGCAGCUUUCCUGUUUGUCUUAUUUUGAGGGACUUGUUUACAUGAUGCAGUGCAGAUGUCUGUAAGGCAGCCAGGACUGUGUUUGGGCUUACACAGAGCUUAGCAGCUGUGCUUUUACUCCACGCUGAUCCAGUUGUGCUGAGCCUGGCUUGGGGGGGGUAGGGCAGGAUGCUGCAUCAUGGUUCCUUCAGACAUCGCUUAAGAAUGCUUGUGUCACCUCAAUGUUUGUUUUUUAAAGCUUCAUCCUUCAACAUAUUCAGGGAUCCGGAUUUCCUCAUUUUCACAUCUUAAAGUAACUCCUUCAUAUGAGCAGAUGUAAGAAGAUGAAUACUUACUUGUUCCUAUUAAAUACAAUGAGAAAUGGA
Molecule: messenger RNA, 1265 nt
Organism: Numida meleagris (helmeted guineafowl)
Lineage: Eukaryota; Metazoa; Chordata; Aves; Galliformes; Numididae
Gene: SRP14
Product: signal recognition particle 14
Exons: 5
Coding region: 74-469 (131 amino acids)
Biological process (GO): SRP-dependent cotranslational protein targeting to membrane
Cellular component (GO): signal recognition particle, endoplasmic reticulum targeting
Molecular function (GO): endoplasmic reticulum signal sequence receptor activity; 7S RNA binding
Source: RefSeq, a predicted model, not a curated record